AGAAACAGAAUAAAGAAGGGCAACAGGUCAAUGAAGAGGCUAAAAUGUUGAGAAAACUCUUGUCAAAGACAAAAUCUGGCUACAAAUGUCUCUACUGUGAUAUGCACUUUGAGCACACACGUUAUCGUAAAUCUCACAUGGACAGGCAUCACAGAGAACGUCUUCAGUGCGAUCAUUGUCAGAAGAAAUUCGUCAAUAGAACAACUUUAAUAGGACAUUUAAGGUUACACGAAGGUCCCUUACCACGUCAGGAAUGUAACAUAUGUCACAAAAUGGUGCGAGUUUUACAAUUUAAAUACCAUUUACAAAGACAUGAAAACAAACAGACAUACAAAUGUAUAGAUUGUAAUAAAGUUUUCUCAACUUUGAUGACUUACCAAGGACAUCUCAAAUAUUCUAGGGCACACGCAUCUGAUCAGAUUCUCAAGUUCUCCUGUCCUACGUGUAAAAAGGGAUAUCCUACACAAGAAGCAAUGCAGGAUCAUUUCAACUACCAACAUUUAGGCAAAACAUCGCAUAAAUGUCCUAUUUGUGAUAAGCCUAUAGCAUCAAAAGCGUACAUAGAAAGACAUUUAUUAAGAGUACACGGAGAGAAAAAGGAGAAACCGAAGAAUCACAUCUGUCAACAAUGCGGGAAAGGAUUCACUGAUAAAAGAUCAUUAAUACAACACGAAGUUAUUCAUUCUGGCAACAGACCAUUGUCAUGUAACAUAUGCGAACAGACAUUCAAACAGAAAGCGACGUUAUAUACACAUAAGAAAAGAGUACAUAAUGUAACACCAACAAAGAAAGUUCUGGAAUUUAUAAAUGAUGAAACAAAAGUCGAAGAAUCUAGUUGAAAUGGCAUGUUACAGAUAGAUUGUGAAUUUCGACAUUUUGAAAUCGGUCCAAAUCAGGAAAUAUUUAAAAUUGAUACUGAUUAAUUGUAUUAGUUUGGAAAUUGCCUCGAAUAAAGAAGACACAUCGAUUGGGAAUUUCGAUACUUCAUAAACUGACAAGGCAUGAUAUACAAUUUGUAAAAUAUGUAUAUUACGAGUUUUUAUGCUUUGUUGAUAUUUCUAAUAAAGAUAAGGUAAUA
This is a messenger RNA of Papilio xuthus (Asian swallowtail), 1078 nucleotides long. RefSeq names its product gastrula zinc finger protein XlCGF8.2DB-like. The record is from RefSeq and is a predicted model, not a curated record. NCBI's taxonomy places the organism in Eukaryota, Metazoa, Arthropoda, Insecta, Lepidoptera, Papilionidae. Gene Ontology annotation, cellular component: nucleus. The transcript has 6 exons. The coding region runs from base 45 to 839 and encodes 264 amino acids. Gene Ontology annotation, biological process: regulation of gene expression.